This is a messenger RNA of Phlebotomus argentipes, 2014 nucleotides long. RefSeq lists its product as uncharacterized. The record is from RefSeq and is a predicted model, not a curated record. Lineage: Eukaryota; Metazoa; Arthropoda; Insecta; Diptera; Psychodidae. Bases 1118 to 2002 code for a protein of 294 amino acids. The transcript is spliced from 4 exons.
UCUUUAGCGAAAUCUGACUCUGGCCUGGGUCAGAGUUUGGCCUUGACCACAUUUCGGCGAUACCAGAAAAGUCAUCGAACUUUGCGGUCGACCGAAAUAUUUUCUCGUCGCUGGUCGUGAAGAAGUGGCAGAUAAAAGCUGACCCUGCUGUUUAUACCAAACGCUGAGCGCACUUCCAAGCAAGUCUAAGCACAUCUCAAUAUCCGAAGGCAUAUUUCCAUAUUUCUGCGCGACAGCAGAUGCAGAAUUAUAAUUAGAAUUCUGAUUGUGUGGAGUGCAUUUUGGCGGGAAACGGCGCAGGGAUGGAAUGCCAAUGUCCCUCAUCGGGCAGAGGUAUUUAGAGGCAUUUCGGGCCUGGAGAGGUAAAAGAGUUCCUCACCAGGUAGACGGAUUGCUCAUGGAAAGAGAGAUGGUUUUAUGAUGCAAAUAAAAGGGAGACGAGUGACGUGGUGUGAGUGCAAUGAAUAGAUAGUCGCUCUGCUAUUGAAUUUGAGGUCUUUUUCCAGAGUUCUCUCACUCCGAGAAAUGGGCCGUGGAGGGGAGUCGAAAGAAGAAUGACUAAGAAGAACACAUUUUACUGGUAUAUAUCAAAUACCAACAAUUGAAAAUGGUGAAUGUGUGCCUUAUUACCUCGCUAUUUUCACAAUUUUACUGUUUCUCUCUCUCCCCACUUUUGUGUGUAUUUGAGAAAAUAUUAAUCCAAAGUUAGUUGUACUCUCAAUACACGCCAGAGAGCAACUAUAGUUUGGGCUUUCAGUUCGGAAUUAUAUCACAACCACGGCCAUAAACAUAAUGCCUUCCUAAGCCUCUCUCGCAGCCCGUCUCACUUGCACUCGUCUGGCUUUUUUGGUAUCGACCGUGUGCCUUUCCCAUUCAGGCCGGGUGAGAUAGUGGAAGAAGUGUGUGAAGGAGCCACAAAUACAGGGAGAAAGAACCCCGACUUGCGCCUCGCAUUUAGUCACAGACUAAGAGCUGUGGUAGUCGUGAGCGUUUAGUUGGCGAGACAGCACGCCAAGGGUGAAGUGCCUCGAGACACAUAUCGUACCAUCCCUCUCGCACCAACACGCCGCAACGGGGCGCAGCCAGGACCGCGAGGAUCGCAGGACAAGCACCAGCCAUGAAGCACGAAUAUGAGGCGGUGACACGUUUCAAGAAGCGCGAAAGGACGCAGAACUGGACGUUUUCGGAGAAGAAGUUCCUCCUGGACUUGUGCAAGCGCGACAUGAGGAUUAUUGAGAACAAGCGCCUGGACAGCGCUCUCAUUGCCCUGAAGAACAGGGCCUGGAAGCUCAUCCAUCAGCGCUUCGCCGCCACUUUCGGCCCAGACAGGAACUGCAACAGGCUGAAGGAGCAGUUCAGGCGUAUGAAGGCGCUCUCGCGCUCCGAGAUUCUGGACUACAGCCACAGGAUGAGCAGAUUCGGACAGGAGGUGGCGGACAGGAAGCGCCCUAGUCCGUUCUCCUUCGAGAUCUGGGAGUUCAUGCAGGACGCCAAGAAGGUGUGCAAGGCUGAGUGCAUGGACAACGUGGACUACUCGAAGAUGCACUCGUCGCUGGAGAGAGACGACCUGGACAGCAGCAACAGCAGCAAUCAGGACGACGAUUCGCUCUGCACCACAAUCAUGAACAAGACGUCCCACAACAUGGACAUGUGCGAGGUGCAGAUCAAGGAGGAGCCCGGAUUGAGCAUGGAGUGCCUCAGCGACGACGGGCAGUCGCCCAGACAAGUGGAGCAUCAGCUGGACCGCGGCAUCCCGGCCAGCGAUCUCAGCACCAUCGCGGCCACCAUCAACACGGUGAAUCUCAUGGAGAGCGUGAUGCCGCGCGACAGGUCCAUCCAGACUGAGCAGCAGUUCAACAUGCGCGAGUUCUACGAGAUGCAGGUGCGCGAGCACACGCUGCGGAUGGACAUCCUGAAGCUGCAGUUCGAGACGGCGAAGUACAACCGCGACAUCGCCAAGCUCAACAUGAACCUCACGCUCAAGGCGGUGCACAAGGGCUGAAGUCCAGCCGCU